Macrosteles quadrilineatus (aster leafhopper) is the source of this 402-nucleotide messenger RNA. RefSeq lists its product as uncharacterized. Lineage: Eukaryota; Metazoa; Arthropoda; Insecta; Hemiptera; Cicadellidae. The record is from RefSeq and is a predicted model, not a curated record. The transcript is spliced from 2 exons. Bases 1 to 402 code for a protein of 133 amino acids.
AUGGCCUUAUCUCUACAGAACACUGGCAACAGCUUGCCAAGUCUGGCUGUGGAUCUUGUAUCUGGUGUGCCACAGGGGUCUCACUUGGGCCCAUUACUGUUUAAUCUCUUCGAGAAUGAUAUAAAAAGUGUAAUCAGCUCCAAGUUCCUGAUGUUCGCCGAUGAUAUGAAGGUGUUUGCUGGUGUGCAGUCAUUGGAGGAUCAGCUGAAUCUUCAACAUUGCCUGAAUAACAUCGCAGAUUGGUGUGAAGCAAAUGCCAUGGAUCUCAACAUUACCAAGUGCAGUGCUAUGUCAUUCAAGAGAGGUCUUACUGCCGGGCUCAGCUUUGACCAUGAAAUUGCAGGCUUUAAAUUGAAUGUUCAGUGUGAAAUUCAGUGUUCUAGGAAGAGUCGACAAGAUUAG